AUGUCAAGCUCCUCUCACCUCAGCACUGACUCGAGCUCCUCUCACCUCAGCACUGACUCGAGCUCCUCUCACCUCAGCACUGACUCGAGCUCCUCUCACCGCAGCACUGACUCGAGCUCCUCUCACCGCAGCACUGACUCGAGCUCCUCUCACCUCAGCACUGACUCGAGCUCCUCUCACCUCAGCACUGACUCGAGCUCCUCUCACCUCAGCACUGACUCGAGCUCCUCUCACCUCAGCACUGACUCGAGCUCCUCUCACCUCAGCACUGACUCGAGCUCCUCUCACCUCAGCACUGACUCGAGCUCCUCACACACCGCAGCACUGACUCGAGCUCCUCUCACCGCAGCACUGACUCGAGCUCCUCACACCACAGCACUGACUCAAGCUCCUCUCAACGCAGCACUGACUCGAGCUCCUCACACCGCAGCACUGACUCGAGCUCCUCACACCGCAGCACUGACUCGAGCUCCUCACACCGCAGCACUGACUCGAGCUCCUCUCACCGCAGCACUGACUCGAGCUCCUCACACCGGAGCACUGACUCGAGCUCCUCACACCGGAGCACUGACUCGAGCUCCUCACACCGCAGCACUGACUCGAGCUCCUCACACCGCAGCACUGACUCGAGCUCCUCACACCGCAGCACUGACUCGAGCUCCUCACACCGCAGCACUGACUCGAGCUCCUCUCACCGCAGCACUGACUCGAGCUCCUCACACCGCAGCACUGACUCGAGCUCCUCACACCGCAGCACUGACUCGAGCUCCUCACACCGCAGCACUGACUCGAGCUCCUCUCUCCUCAGCACUGACUCGAGCUCCUCACACCGCAGCACUGACUCGAGCUCCUCACACCGCAGCACUGACUCGAGCUCCUCUCUCCUCAGCACUGACUCGAGCUCCUCACACCGCAGCACUGACUCGAGCUCCUCACACCGCAGCACUGACUCGAGCUCCUCUCACCAUAGUAACAUAG
Molecule: messenger RNA, 978 nt
Organism: Hemibagrus wyckioides
Lineage: Eukaryota; Metazoa; Chordata; Actinopteri; Siluriformes; Bagridae
Exons: 1
Coding region: 1-978 (325 amino acids)
Source: RefSeq, a predicted model, not a curated record